CAAAAUAAUUCUUCUCCUGAUAAAAUUUGCAUUGUUGAAUCCGCUUUUUCAAAUUUCAUAAUAAUUCCUUUCUAAAUUUUAUUGCGAAAUGCAACUCCUUCCGCGCUCGGUCAAAGGUCACCUCGAGACCGACCUGACCCUGACCGCCAUCAUUUCGCAGAGCGACUCGAGCACUGUUUAUCGAGGGACCCUGAAGGUCGGCUCGGAACUGCUCCAGGUGGCCAUCAAGAGCGCUUCAAACUUGUCAGCCGGGUGGAGGGAAUGCGAAGUCCUGCGCCUGAUCGGGUGCCACCCUAGCGUGGUGCACCUUCUGCAGCCGGUCACCAGCGAUGGCGGCGAGUUUUUCCAGGUCAUGGAAUUGUGCGACUCAAGUUUGGCCCAAAUGCCUGCUCUGGAGGAAAACGUUUUCAAAGUUUUCGUCCAGGAUUUCAUCCAGGCCGUCAAGACUUUGCACCAGAAAAUGAAGUUUGUACAUGGAGCUCUUAGUUUGGACCACCUUUUGCUAAACCAGGACCAAAGGCUGAAAGUUUGCAGCUUUUCGAAAACGGAGGUUUGCCAAAACGUGAACCUGUUGAAGAAGGACCUGCAGGACAUGGCAGUUUCCAUUUUGGAAGCUCCUUCGAAAGAAAGAUUCGGCGAUCUUUCGCCUGAAACUGCCUUUGAAAAUCCCAGGUUUCUUGUGGAUAACCUGGCGAGAAAGUCGACCCUGAGCAGGAAUGACAGCAUUCUGCUCGUCUCCCUGGCCUACCCUUUGCUGACCGGCCUCACUUUGGCCCAAAACCUGGAAAACCACGUUUUCCUCCAGAGUCCUGAAAACGUGCUCAGGUUCAUCGACGGCUGCAAGGACUUCUUGAUGAGCCGCUCUUGUCCCAUGGCCGAGUCGAGACUCGAGUCGACUUCGUAUUCGGUGGUUGGCCCAAACUGGGUGAGUCAGGGUCACCUGGACACGAUGCGCGAAGGUCGUCGCUAUGACGGCUCCAUGAAAGACCUCCUCCGCCUCAUCAGAAACAAGACCGAGCACUACUGCUCCGUGCCAGGGUACAUCAGGCAAUGCCUGGCCCAUCCUUUGGUCGACCCUGGCAGCUUCCUCGGAUACUUCACGGCCCUUUUUCCAGGGCUGAUUCCCUGGACCUGGCACUGCAUGUUCGAGUUCAGGGUCGAGGCCAACCUGCAGGCAUUCUACCCUGAGGACGGGCAGUACCUGACCAGGGUGCCCAUCCAGCAAAUGAUUGGCCGAUAAUUUAAAAUUGCUUUUAAGAGAACAACAGCUUUAAAACAAACACACACUUCAUUUGAACAUUUUUAUUAUUUGAAAUUCUAAAACCUAUUUUGAGAUUUUUACAG
Molecule: messenger RNA, 1344 nt
Organism: Neocloeon triangulifer
Lineage: Eukaryota; Metazoa; Arthropoda; Insecta; Ephemeroptera; Baetidae
Product: serine/threonine-protein kinase/endoribonuclease ire-1-like
Exons: 4
Coding region: 89-1240 (383 amino acids)
Biological process (GO): protein phosphorylation; mRNA processing; endoplasmic reticulum unfolded protein response
Molecular function (GO): RNA endonuclease activity; ATP binding; protein serine/threonine kinase activity
Source: RefSeq, a predicted model, not a curated record